ACCAGACCCGGCCCAUCCAUGGCAGAUUUACUCCACACAUUUCGCUCUCCACGCCUCUCGGGUUUUCUCUCUCAGUCGCAGAAAGAGCGCAAGCAAGUCUUCCUGGACGCUCCUGCAAUCUCUCCGGAACUCUGUUCUUUCGUUCCCGAUGGCGACCGCGAGGAUUGCUGCGAGAUACGUCUCACGUAGGCUCUCUAGCAGCGGCAAGAUUCUCAGCGAGGAGGAAAAAGCCGCGGAAAAUGUCUACAUCAAGAAAAUGGAACAAGAGAAGCUAGAGAAGGUUGCACGCAAGGGCCCAAAACCGGGAGAAACGUCUGGGGGUUCAGUUACCGAUGCCGCACCCGGCGCGUCUUCAGCAUCCGGUGCCUCGACCAAGAAAGUGUCGACCGACAAGCACAGGAAUUAUGCAGUCGUAGCUGGUACUGUAACGGCUCUCGGCGCUCUGGGAUGGUAUCUCAAAGGCAGUUCCAAGAAGCCCGAAGAAGUCCAAGACUGAAUCGUGACUCCCCACCCGCCAUCGGCGGCGUUGAUGUUUCGCUGUGCAAUGCAACCCCCAACCGCCGGAUUGGGGCAGUCAUAAUAAAUACUUGAAACAAGUUUCCAUUUUUUCUUCA
Syzygium oleosum is the source of this 614-nucleotide messenger RNA. RefSeq lists its product as uncharacterized. Bases 149 to 496 code for a protein of 115 amino acids. The transcript is spliced from 4 exons. Lineage: Eukaryota; Viridiplantae; Streptophyta; Magnoliopsida; Myrtales; Myrtaceae. The record is from RefSeq and is a predicted model, not a curated record.